AUGGGAUUCGUUAAGAAAGUGAAAUCUAAAGUUUUUUUAUAUGCGAGCUAUUUGUUUGGUGUUUGCAUAGGCACGAGUCCGAAGUAUAUGAGCUCAGAGGCAAAUGAUACACAAAGCAUGGGAAGCAAAUGCUCUUCUGUGUCUGUCAGAACAAGCCCUCGAACGGAAGGAGAGAUCUUGCAAUCUCCAAACCUCAAAAGUUUCAGCUUUGCUGAGCUCAAAGCAGCAACUAGGAAUUUCAGACCAGAUAGUGUUCUUGGUGAAGGUGGAUUCGGUUGCGUCUUUAAAGGAUGGAUUGAUGAGGAAUCUCUGACUGCAUCUAAACCAGGAACCGGUAUGGUUAUUGCUGUCAAAAGACUUAACAAAGAGGGUUGGCAAGGUCAUCAAGAAUGGCUGGCGGAAGUCAAUUACCUGGGUCGGCUUUCUCACCCAAAUCUUGUGAAACUCAUCGGUUACUGCUUAGAGGAUGAGCAUCAUCUUCUUGUGUAUGAGUUCAUGCCUUGUGGAAGCUUAGAGAAUCAUUUAUUCAGAAGUAUUGUCUUCUCUUCUCUUGUUUAUUCAUCUGGUAAUUCGAAAUGUUAUUCAAUCUUGUUUCCUUUUGUUGCAGGAGGUUCCUACUUCGAACCAUUAUCUUGGAAUCUUCGGUUGAAAAUUGCUCUUGGUUGUGCAAAAGGUCUAGCUUUUCUUCACAGCGCCGAGACGCAAGUCAUAUACCGCGACUUCAAAACCUCUAAUAUACUUCUUGAUUCGAACUACAAUGCUAAGCUAUCUGAUUUCGGUUUGGCUAAAGACGGUCCAACAGGUGAUGACAGCCAUGUCUCUACAAGGGUCAUAGGUACAUAUGGGUACGCAGACCCUGAUUACCUUAUCAACGGUCAUUUAACAACCAAGAGUGAUGUCUAUAGCUACGGUGUUGUACUUUUGGAGAUGUUGUCUGGUCGUAAAGUUGUGGACAAUAAUCGUCCACCGAGAGAGCAAAAACUGGUUGAUUGGGCAAAACCGUUACUUGCAAGCAAGAAGAAGAUUUCACGAGUUAUCGAUAACCGUAUCCGAGAUCAAUGCUCAGUGGAAGAAGCAUAUAAAGUAGCUACCCACGUGUUGGGAUGUCUCAACAUUGACAAAAAUCUGAGGCCAAACAUGAACGAGAUUGUUUCUCACCUCGAAAACAUCCAAGCUUUGCAUGAUGCAGGAGGAAAAGACAUCGAUAAGAUCGAGAGAAAAAUGCGUAGGAGAAGAGACAGUUUUGCUCAACAAACAGCUGUAGACGGAGUAGCAGCUGCUUAUCCACGUCCUUCUGCUUCGCCUCUGUUUGUCUAA
Eruca vesicaria subsp. sativa (arugula) is the source of this 1317-nucleotide messenger RNA. NCBI's taxonomy places the organism in Eukaryota, Viridiplantae, Streptophyta, Magnoliopsida, Brassicales, Brassicaceae. The record is from the annotation of a GenBank genome assembly.